Messenger RNA from Acanthamoeba castellanii str. Neff, 1365 nucleotides. RefSeq lists its product as uncharacterized. The transcript has 5 exons. NCBI's taxonomy places the organism in Eukaryota, Discosea, Longamoebia, Acanthamoebidae. The record is from RefSeq and is a predicted model, not a curated record. Gene Ontology annotation, molecular function: hydrolase activity, hydrolyzing N-glycosyl compounds. The coding region runs from base 1 to 1365 and encodes 454 amino acids.
AUGCAUGGCUAUUGCUACAACGACAAGAGGUCCCCUCCCCAGCGCGGCUACGGCUACCUCUUCACCUACGUACGUUACUGGGAUAUGCAACAGCGCGGAGGCCACGGCCUAUGUGGUGGCUUCAUUCUGAAGAAAAAGCCUAGCGACGGAGGAGGGACAAGCAAGAAGAUCAAUCGCUGGGGCAAUUGUGAGGGGGAACCCCUACGCAUUGCGCGCUUCACCUACAACCAACAGAACUACUUCGAUCUCUACGCGUUCUUCGACGAUAGGCCUGCACCCGUUCUCGGGUUUUGGAGGAAACAGCCGGGCAAAGGAGCCGAGCUGGUGGCGGGAGUCGACCAGGAUGGGGUCCGUCACGCUUGGGGGACCCACAUCAACGCCUGGGCCAGACCGGGGCACGACUGGACCCUACUGGGAGCCAACUAUGUCUCCUUCUCCCUUGAGGUGUGUCUUGCCCAGUCGACUUGUGAGGAAGUGCUCGCCAUCAACGUUGAAAAGCAGGAAAACGACCAAGGGCUCGUUGACGAGAUCACGGUCUCCACCCAUGAGGUCAACAACCAGAGCGACGACCCCCUCCAAAGAACGGUCAGCGAGGCGGUUAGCCUCCGGAACACUGCGACGAUCAAGUGGGAAGGAGGGGUCAAGAUUGGGGGCGAGGCCACGAUCAAGGCGAAGGUGCCAUUCUUCGUCGACGGCCAUAUCAAGUCCACACUCAAGUUACAUGCGAGCCACAGCCGCGAGUACACCAACGAAACCAUUCGAACGCUGACGCUUGUGGACGCGACCACCGUGAAGCCGUGGAGGGCGAAGAGAUGCGAUCACACUAUCGUGGGAACUCUCACGACGAGGGACGUCUUCGGCGCCUACGCCCACUUCUGCUCCGCCCACCACUUCGAGUCCUCCUUCGGCAAGUUCCUCAAGAAGUACAAUGCCUAUGGUGACCCUGAGGCCCUUGCGCAAGUGGUGCUGUCGGGCGUUGAUGUUGUGCUCGUGCCCCUGGACGCCACUGGCAGGCUUAUCAUCACCCAGGACUAUCUCAACAGGAUCGAGGCCAACCUCCGCACACCUGAGGCCUGUUGGGUCAACGCGCUCCUCCUUGUCCUCCAACAGCAGAUGGGACCCCCUCUGGGGCCCCAUGCUGCCGCCAUGCUCGUCGACCAGGACCACUACAUCGCUGACAUUGCCACUGUCCCCAUCACCAUCGUCACCCAGGCCAUCAAUGCCUCUGAGGCAGGCCGCACCAUGCCCAACCUGCAGGGCACCCUGCUCCAAGUGGUCCUCUCGGCCAAUGACGUCAUCUUUGAUGACCUCUUUGCCUAUUACAAUGCCCAAAUGGGCAGGUCUCGCUGUCAUAUUUGCCACUGA